AAGAAAUAAAUUGUCUUGCUUCUCUCUGUCCAGUUGCGUGCUAACAAGUAUAUGUUAAGAUGAUGUUUCUAACAUUGUUUCAAAUACUUUGCAUUGGGAUAUCAACGUCAAGUACGUUGCAAGCAGAUCCUGUAUUUGAUACUGACACUGAUCGACAACGGGAUGUAGGCCUUUCAGUCCACCAGUUGGCCGAUCGGCUGAAUGAUCUAGAAGCGCGUGAUAAAAUCCAAGAACAAGUUAUUGUGGAUCUUAAGAAGGAAUUGGAAAAUUACAAAGAAAAACUUGAAGUUCUCCAUGAAGAAAUUACAGGAAAGUCUGGAUUGAUUUCGACAUUGCUAAAUAACACUACACGAUGUAAUCCAGAGGAGUGUACUGGAAAGAGAGAAUUUGGAAAUAAAGUCAGUAGAUCACGAAGGGAUUUGGGCAGCUUAAAUGUGGCGUUCACUGCCGGUUUAUCUAGAAGUAUACUUCAUGCACCGGCGUACCAUAACAUUAUCUUUGAUCGCGUUGAAACCAACAUAGGUAAUGGCUACGAUUCCCUCACUGGCGUUUUCACCGCACCUGUUUCAGGAACCUAUGUCUUUUACACGUCCAUUCUUGUCUACAACGGCCGUGAAGUAUUUUGCCGUAUCGUUGUCAAUGGUGUUAACAUGGCAAACACGUAUGGUCGUGGUACAGACAACCGUCUUGACCAAGGCAGCCAAGCUGUUAUUGUUCAGCUUCAGAAAGGACACCAAGUGGCUGUUCAAAAUAAGGUGGAUGAUGACGCUAUAUUUGGGAAUCAAGAUAUUUAUACCACUUUUUCCGGAUUCUUACUUCAUUCAAGCACACUUGCUGGCUGAGUCGAAUAGAAAUAUAAA
This is a messenger RNA of Mercenaria mercenaria, 860 nucleotides long. RefSeq names its product collagen alpha-2(VIII) chain-like. Gene Ontology annotation, molecular function: protein binding. The transcript has 2 exons. Bases 60 to 842 code for a protein of 260 amino acids. The record is from RefSeq and is a predicted model, not a curated record. NCBI's taxonomy places the organism in Eukaryota, Metazoa, Mollusca, Bivalvia, Venerida, Veneridae.